AUGCAGGCAGAGGGCGAAAUAGCCUGUUUGACAGCUCACGAUGUUGACGAGCUGAGGGCAGUUAUCGCAGCCCAGGGACGUCACAUUGAGUCCCUGCAAGCGCAGCUGCAGCGGCAGCACGAGCAACUGCAGCGGCAGCAAGCAGAGUUGCAGCAGCGAAAGGUAGAGGCGGAGCAAGCUGCUGCAGUGAUUGCGGAACAGCAGCGGCAACUCGAGAAAAUGGAAACUGAAAUAGUGGCAGCUGCAGCUGUAAAUGAACAACAGAAGAAGCUGGUGCAGGAACAAAAGGCGCGCACCACACAGUUAGAGGAAGAACUUGAAAAGUGUGUGAUGAAAACAAUAUAG
Molecule: messenger RNA, 345 nt
Organism: Eimeria tenella
Lineage: Eukaryota; Apicomplexa; Conoidasida; Eucoccidiorida; Eimeriidae
Exons: 1
Coding region: 1-345 (114 amino acids)
Source: RefSeq, a predicted model, not a curated record